Fusarium graminearum PH-1 is the source of this 1532-nucleotide messenger RNA. RefSeq lists its product as uncharacterized. The transcript has 2 exons. The record is from RefSeq and is a predicted model, not a curated record. The coding region runs from base 237 to 1085 and encodes 282 amino acids. NCBI's taxonomy places the organism in Eukaryota, Fungi, Ascomycota, Sordariomycetes, Hypocreales, Nectriaceae.
GAGAAUCGUUAUUUCAUCGAUACUCGUUCCGUUCUUUAACAACAACAACGAACCUAUUUAUCCUCGAUUCUAGUUUUGUCUAGUAUCUCAUUCACUCGCUUGCUGCUCUACUCACUCAAUACGAAACCUAUUCUCCACUACCAUUGUUAUACCCUGUUUGUGGCUUUGUUCCUUGUCUGACAUAUCAGAUCGUAUAAGCCAAUUUCAACUUCAACUAUCAAAUCCCAGUCGACAAGAUGCUUUUCCGAACCAUCGCCUCGAUCGCUCUCCUGGCUUCUGCCAGCAAUGCCGCCUCCCAGCCUCAGGUCCAGCCUUACAAGCUGAUCAAGGCCCCUGUUGAAGGCCUUAGCUUCGGUCGUCGUUCUACCCCCGGAUACCAGCCCGAUCAGUCUGUCUGUGGUGGUGGCGGUGACACUUGCGCUGAUGCUUGUGGUGCUGGAUUCGAAUCUUGCCCUUCUGAAGACAACCAAACCCACUGCUUCAACCCCAAGGCGAAGCAGUCUUGCUGUUUUGACGGUUCUGGAAACUCUUGUGACAAGGGCUUCUACUGCUCUCAUGACACCAAGGCUCAGACCUGGUGCUGCCCUGAUGCUAUGGAUCUUGCUGAAUGUGCCGCUGCGUAUGGCGUAGAGGACGGCCUCAAGACCGAGCAGCUCUUGACCACCACUGCCACUACCGUUGCUGAGACCACCACUGCCGAGCCCACUACCACUGCUGAGCCCACUACUUCUGAGCUUGAGACUACAUCUUCUCAACUCGAGACCACCUCGACAACUGUCUACAUCACCAGCACCUCUCUGGCCUCCACAUCCACCAAGGCUGCCACAACCACUGUUGCUCCUACCACCUCGUCCGUUGUCGUUAAGACCACGACCAAGGCUGAGGAGACCACCAUUGUUGCUCCUAGCUCUGGCUACAGCACGGCUUGGAGUGGUUCUAACAGCACCAUCGCCACUGCUGCUCCUACUCAGCCAUCCGAGUCUGCCCCUGGCUCCGCUGAGCCUUCCAGCAUCAGCAGUGGUGCGUCCCUCACCGGCGUGAGCGCCAUGCUCCUCGCUGCUGCUGGUGCCUUUGCCCUCCUCUAAAUCUAGAUCUGUCAUGUGUAACACUGGUUCUCGUAGGAGACCACUUGAACACGUCGCCAACGGCAAAUAAUGAGUCUAUGAUUAAGAGAGCAGCGGGACGUUUCAUAUACGGGAACACGUCCAGGAGGAAGCUUGUUGGAGAUGAAACCAGUAGUGCAAUGUGGCGCUGCAUAUUCUUCUGAUGAAAUACCCCCUUAUCGAAUACCCUUCAGUUUACGUACCACUUUAACCGGAGUUGAUCGGCUUGGUGUUUUUUUUUUGGUUUGGAAAAGAGCAUAAGGAGGAUGAGUUGAAAUGGAACGAGAAACGCUCAGCGCUUGGAACACGAGAAGCUACAUUCUUACACUUGGUACACGGCUUUCGUAUACCUAUUUACACCUUAAAUCCUAGUUACUAUUUGUCGCUGCGAGAGCUCACUCUGGGCAUCGUACGUGACAUCAAUAAUUG